UCUGAGUCGCUUUGUUGUACAAAAAUUUUUAUGUUAGCCGUUUUUUAUUGAAGUUAUACUUUGUUCUACCAAUGAAUAUUACCGCAACGGAAAUUUACUUAUUGUGUGUAAGACAGUUAUUUCGGGUGAUUUUUCAUCACAAGAAGCUGAUCCUCAUUAAACUUGAAUUAUGAUAGCGUUCAAGACUAAAAAAUUGUUAGUAAGCUUUUGAAGGACAAAUAAUCUAUUUUAAACAAUCAAGCACUUUGAAAUAAAUUUAUUGUAGGAUAAGAUAAAUUAUUCAAAACUCCUCAAAGAAUUAUUCAGCAAGUGUUUGUAUGUAAUCAUAAAUAAAAAAGAUGUACAGAAAUUACUGAAAACUAGAAUUAAAGAAAAAAAUGUUAAGGUAGGAUGUCGGAAGGUAGUGGUACCGAAAAAUCUGAGCUGUUUGGGAAACGGCAUAUAUGUUUAUGGACGCUACCACGUGACUCGAAGCCUAUUGUUCGCGUCGAAGUGAAAUGUGGAGAAAUAUUAUGUGGUAGCUUAUUUGAAAUAGGAUGCGAUACAAUAGGUUUAAAUAUUACAAGCCGACCGUUUUUUGCUUUGUUUCGCGGUAUAACUUAUCCGACUAAGAAAUACGAAUCCGAUGAAAUCAUUCGGCUUCCUUGCAAAGCAGCAAUAUCAAUUCAAAAAUGGUGUUUUGAUCUUACGAACGAGAUUAAAUCAAUAAAAACCGAUGCAGAAGCAUACAGACUUCUAGCUUUCCAAUUCAUGUUUGACGUUGAAAAUGGAAAAAUAAAGUUAAGUUCUGAAGAUCGGGAAAGAUUAGAGAUUCAUUUAGGUCAAGAUUUUCCUUGCUACAAACAGUAUGUUGACAUAGCAAGAACAAUUGAAGGAUAUGACUCAUUCGCAAUUCAAAAUGUCACCGUCUUAAAAAAAGUAAAACUGCUUAAAAAUGUUCUUCAGAAGGGAAGUAAAGUUAAUGUAGUGUGUAGUUUGAAAAGGCUAUCUCUUGUGUCAAGCUCAAUUCAAGUGUCGAUACCAUGGCGAAAGAUUCGGAGAUUUGCUGAAAUUCAAGAGACGAAAUCUAUUAAUUUGGAAAUUUUUUUGGCCGACGAUCAAGCCUUCGCUUGGAUUGAAGUUCAAUGUCCGCAAGGAACAUUACUUCUUCAAAUCAUAGCGGAGUUUAUUGAUAAAGUAAGGGAAAGAUUAGAAAAGCCAAAAUUUCGUCAACCAAGUUGGGUGAAUCAGCCUAAAGCAAAUACACUUACCUGGGCUAUGAUUAAGCAAGAAUUAUUUUCAGUGAAGAAGGAGAGGGUGGUGCCAAAGUUACAAACAUUUGAUGAACUUGAAGUUAGUUCUUCUGAAGAUGAGCUAAAAGAAGAAGAAAUAGGAACUGUCAGUAUUUCACAUAAUAAACAAAAGAAAAAAUACAUUUCUGAACCAUCCAACAGUGCAGGAGUUUUUGACGAGAAGAAAGAUCAUUCAGACAUAGAUAAUGCGAUAGAUGGAACUCCGGAUUUUUCGUUUUUGGAGAUAGGUGAAAGAGAAAAAAUUGAUGAUAUAUUUAAUUUGUAGUAGUAGAACCUACUAUACCUGUUAACAAACAAAAUUUUCGUUAACAAGGAAUUCUUGCUUUUGUCGACAAUAAUUUUCGCCUGCAGUGAAACCUAUUUAUAGCAGACAACAUUGGAACCUCAAAAGGGUGUACAGCAAAGAAAGGUGUCCGCUUUAUAAUAAGAGGUUCUUGUCAAAUUGGCUAAUUUAACUUCAAAAUUUCACUCUUGUGAGAUAAUAUAUACUAAAAUCGACCGUAAAGUAGGUCAAGGGGCUGGUUUUGGAAAAACAAGAUACUCAUAAAACACUAACAAAUAAAACAAAAUAUUCUUUGCGAGUUUUCAUUUUAUGGUACUAAAAAGUUUUUAUCUAUAUCAGUGUAAAUAACCUGUUUACAAACAUUGUUUUACAAGCCCAUUGCAAGGCGUGUCCGCUUCAAAGAGAUCAGUUCUAAAGGGAAUUAUCAGGACCUUGAAAUGACGUACACUUUAGAACGUUGUCUGCUAUGAAGGUUCCGCCACAUGGAU
Hydractinia symbiolongicarpus is the source of this 2063-nucleotide messenger RNA. RefSeq lists its product as uncharacterized. Lineage: Eukaryota; Metazoa; Cnidaria; Hydrozoa; Anthoathecata; Hydractiniidae. The coding region runs from base 391 to 1557 and encodes 388 amino acids. The record is from RefSeq and is a predicted model, not a curated record. The transcript is spliced from 2 exons.